AUGGCUAUUAAGCGAAUAAUUAUUGUGUUGGCGAUUGGUGUGAUUGCAAUAUGCAAAGGAUCUGCAGUUCCUCUACCAGCCGUGCCAGUGGCCAAACUCGCAUCCGUGAAUCCAGAAUUUAAUUAUGAUCCUCAUCCACAGUACACUUAUGCUUACGAUGUUCAAGAUAGUUUAACAGGUGACUCGAAAUCCCAGCAAGAAACCAGAAAUGGCGAUAUAGUGAGCGGUAGUUAUAGUUUUAUUGAAGCUGAUGGUACUAGAAGGAUUGUCGAAUAUACAGCGGAUCCUGUGAAUGGAUUCAAUGCGGUUGUUCAUAGGGAACCGUUGGCUAUUAUUAAACCUUCCGUAAAGAUUGCUCCAGUAGCUUUUCAUCCUUAG
This is a messenger RNA of Apis florea (little honeybee), 378 nucleotides long. It is a transcript of the gene CPR4, whose product is annotated as cuticular protein 4. NCBI's taxonomy places the organism in Eukaryota, Metazoa, Arthropoda, Insecta, Hymenoptera, Apidae. Gene Ontology annotation, cellular component: extracellular matrix. The record is from RefSeq and is a predicted model, not a curated record.